AAUCAGCUCGACAAUAUUAACGUCUUCGAUCCCUCCCAUUCAUUCUUCCAAAAAUGUUCUUCUUCUGAAACCUCUGCUUCUCGGAGCUGAGCUGCCAUGGCGGUUUCCGGGAGUCGAGAUCCCGACGUAGUAAAUGUCGUCGCUUUGGGGGUGAUAUCGUGGACAACGGCUUUCGUUUUGGUCAGAAAACUCCUCCGGAACCGAUCUUUUGAGCUCUGCAACCGUGUGGUCUCCACUCUCCAUGCUGCCUUGGCCGUCACGUUGGCUUCCCUCUCUGUCCAAGAUUUGCGAUGCCCCAUUUGUCCUCUCGCUUCCCAAUCCUCACCAUUUCAGAUGCAAAUAUUGGGGGUGAGCUGUUCUUAUUUGAUAUAUGAUAUGGUGUGUUGCCACUUUGACAAAAGAGUGAGUGUGGACAAUACCAUCCAUCAUUUGAUUAGCAUCGUGGGUAUUGCAGCAGGCUUAGCUUAUCAAAAGUGUGGGUCAGAGAUGGUAGCAGCAUUGUUGAUAACAGAGAUCUCAAGCCCCUUUCUCCAUUUGAGGGAAAUUCUCAAAGAAAUUGGUUACAGAAAUACUGAACUUAAUUUUGCAGCUGAUAUUGCGUUUGCAGUGAUCUUCUCAUUCGCAAGAAUGGUUGGAGGGCCUUAUCUCACCUACCUUACUUUAUCCUCUAACGUCCCUCUUCUUAUUAAGGCAAUGGCAUUGGGAUUGCAGCUUGUGAGUGCCUACUGGUUUUACAAGAUCGUGAGAAUGGUCAGAUUCAAACUCAACAACAGAUCUACAUUGAAGAAUAAUUAGUCUUAGCUAAGAAUCACAAAAGGAAAAUUAGAUCAAAUUUCUUAGUCCAGAUUGUAUCUUGGGUGCAGUGAUAUUGCAAAUAAAAACAAUGCCAUAAACUUUGCAAUGAACUCUGUAUUCAGCAAACUGAGCUGCAGAUAUCAUGUUUAAGUAGAUGAAAAUCACUAGAUUCCAUA
Molecule: messenger RNA, 971 nt
Organism: Momordica charantia (bitter melon)
Lineage: Eukaryota; Viridiplantae; Streptophyta; Magnoliopsida; Cucurbitales; Cucurbitaceae
Cellular component (GO): membrane
Source: RefSeq, a predicted model, not a curated record